AUGGAUUUUUCUCUAAAGAAAAUCUUAUUAGAGAGCCACACAUCAUCAGCAGAGCAAACAGAAGCCCAGAAGCCAUCAUCCCGCAGAGCUAGUGGUGACUGUACAUCUCCUUGCCUGAAUGGGGGUCAGUGUGUCCAUCCAGAUGCCUGUAACUGCACUUUAUACCAUGCUACUGGAACACACUGCCAGACAGUCCCCAAUCUAGGCUUUGAGCGAGAGAUGACGUGUCGCUCGUGGGGGCAGUACAACUACGAAACUUUUGAUGGACUUUAUUACUUCUUCCCUGGGAAGUGUAGCUACACAUUACUGAGAGAUUGUGAAGACAACAGUCAGUCAAGCGUGAAUAUACAGGUGCAUAAUGACCCGGAAUGUCAUUCUUUUCCAUACUCCUGCACACGUUCCAUCAGCCUCUUCCUGCCGUGGGAAGGGGAGAUUAGGUUACAGAACUUCAGUGUUACCUUCAAGGGUCAAAAUGUGCAGCUGCCCCAUAACAUCCAUGAUGUUGAGCUUGAGCGGAUAUCUGACUACAUUAUAGUGUCACAGCCACAGGGUUUCACUUUGGCCUGGCAGGGGCACACUGGCUCUGUGUACAUUAAGAUGAGUCCUCAUUUUGUGGGACGUACCUGUGGACUGUGUGGGAAUUUCAAUGCUGAUGUGCAGGAUGACCUGAAGACCAGUUACGGUGUUUUCACCCAGGAUUUGGCCAUGUUUGGAAACAGCUGGUCAGAGGAGCAACCAGAGCAAGCCAGAUGUCCUGUUGUCUCUUCUCUCUACCCCUCGCCGUGUGCCACACAAAGUCCUCUUGUCAUAUUGAAAGUAGAGGAAGUGUGUGCCACCCUUUUAAAGGAGCCGUUUAUGUCCUGCCAUGAGUUUGUCAGUCCAUUUUCAUAUAUGGCCAGCUGCUCCAAUGACCUUUGUCUGUCUGGUCCCAGUGCUGAUGUUAUGUGCCAGGUGUUUACAGAGUAUGCCAGGGCAUGUGCCCAUGCUGAACAUCCACUGCACGACUGGAGAGCACAGUUUCCCGUUUGUGAUGUUGCUUGCCCUGGUGAGCUUCAUUUCAAAGAGUGCAUCCCAUGUUGCCCUACGCAGUGCAACGUUGAACGCAUGUGUAUAGACAGCAAGCUGCAGUGUUUGGAUGGCUGCUAUUGCCCUGCAGAUUUAAUCUAUGAGGAUGGAGUGUGUGUUAAGGUAUCAGACUGUCCAUGUGAGCACCUCGGUAUGGUGUACCCCUCUGGACACAUCAUACAAGAAGACUGCAACAACUGCACAUGUGUUGGGGGAAUAUGGAACUGCACAGAGCACAACUGCCCAGGAGAAUGCUCUGUGACAGGGGAUAUGUUCUUCCAGUCGUUUGAUGGCCGCGUUUACACAUUUUCUGCUACAUGCCAGUAUGUGUUAGCCAAGAGCAGAAACUCUGGGGGGUUCACUGUGACCAUCCAAAAUACACCAUGUGGAACCAAUCUGGAUGGCGCUUGUAUUCAGUCCGUGAAUCUGGUGAUUGAUGAGGACCCACGUACUGAGAUCACAAUGAGCCACAGCGGAGAGGUUUUUCUAGCCAGCCAGUUCAGAAUCUCACUGCCAUAUUCGGAUGAUGUGUUUCAGAUCCAGGAGCUGUCGUCAAUGUUCGUUCAGAUCAAGUCAUCGCAAGGUCUGCGCCUGCAGUAUAACUGGAGAGAGUUCAGACUGUACCUGCAGCUGGAUGAGCAAUGGAGAGAUGACACUGUUGGACUCUGUGGGACCUUCAAUGGCAACAUUCAGGAUGACUUUCUCGCUCCCUCUGGCAUGAUUGAAAGCACACCAUAUUUGUUUGGAAAUGCGUGGCGCGUGUCUUCGGCGUGUGUGCCGCGGCCCAGCUUACCCCAGCUUGACCCUUGUGACACGCAUCAGCAAGCAGCCACCUAUGCAGUGGAGAAAUGUGAUGUGCUGAUGCAGGAGGUGUUUGCUGCCUGUCAUGAAUAUGUAAGUCCAGUAGGAUUUCAGCUGCAGUGUCGCGCAGACGUCUGUAAGUGUGGAGCGCCCUGCCUGUGCUCUGUCCUCGCUCACUAUGCCCGCACCUGCAGGAGACACGGCAUCAUCAUUGAGUUUCGCUCUCACCUGCCUGAGUGUGCCAUCUCAUGUCCACCUACUAUGGAGUACGGAGUGUGUGUGUCUUCAUGUCAGCGCCGCUGCUUGUUUCUUUCUCUCCCACAGCCGUGUGGAGAUGAUUGUGAGGAGGGAUGUGUGUGUCCCGAAGGAACAUACUUUAACAUGCAUACACAAACCUGCGUGCCACGGAGUGAGUGUCCAUGCAGUAUUUUCAGUGCCGAUUACUCACCUGGAGAUGUGAUCAUGACAUCAUCAGGUGUCCAAGUUUGCCAAGAUGGAAAACUGGUUUCCCAGAGCUCAGUUAUUGAUAUGCUGUGUCCACCAGGCCAGUUUUAUGAGGAUUGUGGAAACAGAGUGGACAGACUCUCUGCCAGUAAAGGUUUAGCUUGCGAACAGACCUGUGAGUCGUAUAUACUCAACCUGACCUGCUCAGCCCACGAGCCAUGUGUACCUGGCUGCGUCUGUCCCGCAGGACUUCUAAAGCAUGGCGAUGAGUGUUUCGAGCCACAAUCAUGUCCUUGUUUGUGGAAAGGGAAAGAAUAUUACCCAGGAGACAAAGUAUCUUCCCCCUGCCAUCAGUGUGUGUGUCAGCACGGGACGUUUCAGUGUGAUUUUCGACCGUGUCCAUCAAUGUGCACGGCUUAUGGAGAUCGACACUAUCGCACGUUUGACGGUUUCCUGUUUGAUUAUAUUGGUGCCUGCAAGGUGUACUUGGUCAAGAGCUCAGUGGAUGUCGUGAUGAGUAUCACAGCAGAGAAUGUUGACUGCUUUGACAGUGGCGUAAUCUGCAGGAAAUCUCUUCUCAUCGCUAUCGGUCGCUCCUUCAUAGUGUUUGAUGAUGACUCCGGUAGACCCAACCCAUCCAGUGUGAUCGACAGGCAGAGAGUAUACAUCUGGCAAGCAGGAUACUACACUAUUGUCCAUCUGCUUGGGGAAGACCUCACAGUGCUUUGGGAUGGAAAAACCACCAUCCAUAUACAGGCUGGACCUCGCUGGCAGGGCAAACUGUCUGGUCUGUGUGGGAACUUUGACCAGAAGACAGCGAAUGAGAUGAGAACACCAGAAAACAUAGAUUCAUCCACACCGCAGGAGUUCGGCAACAGCUGGACAGCAGCAGAGUGUGUGAACAGCCCUGAUAUAAGGCACCCCUGCAAUUUGAACCCGCUUCGGGAGCCCUUUGCAAAAAGACAGUGUGGGAUUUUACUAAGUGAAGUGUUCCAAAUCUGCCACCCAGUGGUAGAUGUCACAUGGUUCUAUAUGAACUGCCUGGUGGAUACAUGCGGCUGUAAUCGUGGAGGCGACUGUGAGUGUUUCUGCACAAGUGUUGCUGCCUAUGCCCAUCGCUGCUGCCAGAAGGGCGUGACUGUUGACUGGCGCUUACCUUCCAUCUGCCCGUAUGACUGUGAAUACUACAACAAAGCUUUAGGGAAAGGUCCACUUAAGCUGAUGACCUACAGAGAGAGAGGCACACUGUUGGCAGCCAAUAAGACAAGUGGACUGGUGUUUCCAAAGAGUGAUACAGCCAGAAGUGAUGAUGUUGUGACUCUGUUCAUGAUGACACCAGGCCUCAGCAAAGCCAGACCACAUGACUCAUCACUGGUGUCAUUUGAAGCAGCAGACAGACCCAACUACUUCCUGAGAGCAGGGCGCAGUGGCCAGCUGAGACUGCAGAAAUGGGAAGAAACUGAGGAAUUCUGGGAUGCAGCUACCUUUGUUUUGCACAGGGACACGUGGAUCUCAGGCUUUGAUUCACUUGAGUCCUUAGCAAAGCCAGGAUUUUUUUUAAAUUUCAUGCUGUCUGGACUCCAGCUCUUGAAAUACAGCCACUCAGAUCGGUACCGCAGAGCUACUUUAUUCAGAUUGACAGGCACUAUACCAGAUUAUCCAAUGGGUCCUCGAUGUCAGUGGCGGUAUGAAUCAUGCGUGAGCCCUUGUUUCAGGACAUGCAGUGAUCCAUCAGGUCUGAGCUGUACCAGCAUACUAAAGGUUGAAGGAUGCCUUCCUCAGUGUCCAAGUCACAUGGUUCUAGACGAGGUCACUCACAGAUGUGUCUAUCUGGAAGACUGCAUUAAGUCUGUUAUUAUUCCAUCAUUCACGCCACCCACCACUACCAUAUCAUCUUCUACAUUAAUUUCAUCAUCUUCUACCUUAAUUUCUACCUUCAGUGGUCCAGCGGUUUCAAUAUCAGCCACCUCUAAAACUUUGUCAGAGUCAAGCACCACUGGUUUCACACCUACAACACACAUGCCAGUCACAGAAAAGCUUACCUCUUCUGCUGUCAGACCUGAGCUGGUGGAAACUAUUACCCCAUUAACGACAUCCUCUUCCUCCUCAAGCCCGCUGGCUUCCACUGAGAGAGCCACUGGAUUACCGAGCACUACUCACAGUCCCACUACUCACAGUCCCACUUCUCCUACACCAAUGCACACUAGCCCUUUGGCUGUCUCGCCAUCCCUCCUAGUCACUACUACAACAAGCAGACCAGAGUCUUCAACCCCACUCACCGGUACCACAACUAUCCCCUUACCGCUGACUGCUAGCCAUGGUUUGUCAUCUACCUCAAGUAAGGAGCCAACCAGAGUAAGCACUCCAGUCUCAACUAGCAUGAGCACUACACAAGCCACCACCCCAACAGUCAGAGUCUCGUCUCCCCACACCUCUAGUACUGAGACCCCCAAAGUCUCAGAGGCCUUCACCCUUACUGAAAAGACCACAGUUCCCACUGUGAUGUCUAGUGGUAGCACACAGACUGCUUCUGAAACCAUCAGCACAACAAAGUUGACUUCACCAGCAGCCAUAAUGUCUACUUCAGUCACCACACCGAAUAUCACCUUUUCUAUGUCUACGCACACUCUAAAGACAACUCCAGAGAGUACCUCUGAAAUCCAGGAGCCUUUGGAUACAACUACAUCGAAAAUGGAUACAGACUGGUCAACCACCCUCACUCCUUUAAAAUCCACUAGUUCUGCUUUUCCAACUCAAACAACACCUUUUAUUCCUUCAACGUCAACCUCAGAACAACCCGAAACAUUCAAAACUACAGUAUCCAUCUCUACAGGUGCUCCAACAAGCCACAUCACCACGAUGUCUUCUCAAUCCACUGUAUUUGUGCCAACAGAAACCACAACAAAAACAACCCACAUGCCGACAUCUGUUGUGCACACCUAUCCAACAACUGGUGCUGCAACUACUAAGAGGACAUUGGAGACACACUGGACAGAAACCCAAACCACAUCAACUCUGUCUAUGUCACCAGAAACCACCCAAACCAGUACCAGAACAACAGAGACCAUACCUACUACCCACACCACCAUCAUUUUCACCUCACCACCUACAGAGGCGACGUCAACAACACUACUCACAUCACAUGUGCCACUAACUGACCAGUCAACAUCUACAGCUACAUCUACUUCUACCACACAGGGCAUUACAGAGCCACAUUGGGGUUUAGUGUCCACAACUGCUCACCUUACAGACAAAGUCAGCACAUCACCACCUCCUCCACCUUUGACGACCACUCCCACAACAACUCCACUGCGUGAGACAACCCCAUCUUUACCAACCACACUCACAACGGCAACCUCUGAAGCAUCUAAAGCUCCGACAGAAACAAGUGUCACUUCUGAAAAAUCUUUGCUGACUUUCACCACAACUGAGAAAGAAAUGGUUUCCACCAUUCAAACAUCCACAGCCAGACCCUCGACCAUCCAACCCAUCACAGGGACAACUAGAGUUUCUCUUGAAACAGAUAAAGCUGUGCUGUCAACAUCUGCGACAACACAUACGUCAACAUUGCUGCGUGAGACCGUGAGCGCUCUUCCUUCCAAAAUGACUUCAGUGGUUACAACCCACAUCACGCCGGUCAUGACUUCAUGGGUGGCUACCACACAAAGAGAAACUCCAACCACAACUAGCAUUCCACCUCAAACCAGCACCGACACUACAAUGACAACACAACACACUACCAUAUAUACAGAAAAGAUGACAACUGUUUCUAGAGAUACAACUACCACUAGUAUCUCUUCUGAAACCACCACAACUGGAUAUACAGAGCACACCACUGAAUCUGGUCUAACCACUACACCGCUAUCAAUAACUGAAACGACUACAUCUGCUCCAGUGACCAGUUUGGCACCCGUUGUUACCCAGGCCAGCACUACCACACAGUCCCCUGCAUCUCCGACUGUUACAGAGAGGAUUCCCGUAACUAGUGUGAGCCCAUCUACUGAGCGCCCUCUGGUAGAUGAGCAUACAUACCCAUCCACACCCCCUGCUCCAGUCACUGCUCGAACAACACUUGACUGGUCAGUUACGACCAGCCCUUCCUACACUACAGUACCAGAGCAAAGGAUGACAAGCCACACAUCUGCAGCACCAAAAUCGACCACUCUUAUGCCCGGCAGAGUAUGCACGUCUCCAUAUGCAGAGGUAGUGGAUGAAUGCACCAAGCUUAUUUGUGUGAGUGGCCAGUUGCUCCUCUUCAAUAAAUCUCAGAGCUGCCCUUAUGAUCCUACACCUCCAAACUGUGGUCUGCUUGGUUUUGCUGUACUGGUCAAUGGUGAUAAGUGUUGUCCACGAUGGAACUGCCCAUGUCGUUGUUCGGUGUUUCCGGAUCUGAAUGUGAUCACGUUCGAUGGCAACAGUGUUGCGGUUUAUAAAGCUGCUUUAUAUGUUGUGACUCAACUUCCCAAUGAGACUGUCAGCAUCCUGGUGCAGGAAUGUUCUGGAGCGGAUGACACUCUUGUGUGGAACUUUACGAAUUUGUGUCUGGCAGCUCUGAACAUCACUCACAAAUCCCACGAAGUUGUCAUUAACCGUCUGCAGAGACGUCUAUAUGUGAACUCCAGGUAUGCAAAGCCACGUUUUAAGAAGUUUGGAUUUGAGAUUCUGGACACAGGAAACAUGUAUCUAAUCCGAAGUCCAGCGGGAUUGAAGAUCCAGUGGUUCCACACUACAGGAAUGAUGGUGAUUGAGAUGGACAGCUAUAACAACAGACUGCCCACCAUGGGCUUGUGUGGUAGUUGUGAUGGCAAUCCAUUGAAUGAUCUGACUCUACCUAAUGGUACAGUUGUAUCAGAACAAGAGGAUCCAGCAGUGUUUAUCGAUAGCUGGCAGAUUCCCAACACCACCAGCUAUGUCAGUAACAGCAGAAGGAGGGAGGUCAACUGUACCACCAGCGAUUGUUCCCUGUGCAUGAGCAUGUUGCACAAACACAGCUUCACCAUUUGCCAUCCUUAUGUGCCUCCAGCGACUUUCUGUGAGAUGUGGGUAAAGGAUAUGGAGUAUGUGAGGAAACCAUGCAUUGCUUUGGCCGCUUAUGCUGCGUCCUGCCACAAAUUCAACAUCUGUAUAGAAUGGAGAAGCCCUGAUUUCUGCCCAUUUACAUGCCCUGAAAAUCUGUGGUAUCAGGCCUGCUUGCCAGCCUGCACUGCCCCGUCCUGUCCAAACCAAGAGUUUGAGUUUGUCCCAGAACAAUGUACAGGUAUUUCCGAGGGGUGUGUGUGUCCGGAGGGAACUCUACUACAUCGGCCCUAUUCUGCACUCUGUAUUCCACCCAGCAAGUGUGCUUGCACUGAUAGUUUUGGUACUCCACGGGCACUGGGAGAGGUGUGGAAAGCCUCACUGGAUGGCUGCUGUAUGUAUAAAUGUGAGAAUGACAGCAUUGUGCCGGUGGAAUAUAACUGCAGUAACAUCCCUCACCCAGUGUGCACGCGUACAGGAGAGAUUAGUGUCAAUCUGGCAGACGACAGCAGCUGCUGCCCUCACAAAGCCUGUGUUUGUAAUCAGAGUAUGUGUGAGACAGCUCUUCCAGGCUGUAAAUAUGGGGAGAAGCUGGUGUCGUAUCAUAGGCAGGACUCCUGCUGUCCGGAAUAUAUGUGCGAAUGUGACCCUGAUCAGUGUGUCCUGGACAAUCCUGUGUGUCGAGAGGAUCAGACAUUGAUCGCCACUCGUACAGAAGGCAGCUGCUGUUUGGCCCACAUCUGCAUGUGUAAUAAAUGCUCUGAGGCAGCCCCAGUGUGUCAGGCAGGAGAGCUGCUUAUCGUCGACACCAACAGCACAGAGCGUUGCUGUCCAGCUUAUCACUGCUUGUGUGAGCCCUCUCGAUGCUUGGAGAUCACAUGUCCUGCUGGCAUGACAGCAGUUUCCACAAAGACUCCAGGCCAAUGUUGUCCGUUACAGACAUGUGAAUGCGCAUGUGACAAAAUUCUUCGCCCUACAUGUUCUCUGGGAGAGAGUGUACAGUUAGACAGAGCAUUUCUGUCUGAUCCGGAAAAUCAUUGUAACUGCAAACGAUUCAUGUGUGUGAGAGAGGCGGUGUGUGUGGAUGGGACAAGAGGAGUGAUGCGGCCGGGGCAGACACUGGUUGAGCACCGUGAUCAGGGUGUGUGUUACACUACACAAUGCACAAACACGCUGAACCCUGCCACAGGUUUCCAUCUUCUCAAAGCAACCAGCACCAACUGCACUGCACGCUGCCAGCCUAACCAGAUUUAUAUCCCUCCUAAAGACUCCAGCAACUGUUGUGGGUUCUGUAAAAACAUUUCAUGUCCACAGCGGAAUGAAAAUGGAUCUGUAACCAUGUACAAGCCAGGACGUAGCUGGGUGUCUGACUGCAUGCAUUAUGAGUGCACAGACACUCUAUCAGGACCUGUGCUCGUCUCCCACCCCUACAGCUGUCCUCCCUUCAAUGAAACCGAAUGCAUGAAGAUUGGUGGCACUGUUGUGAGUUACAUGGAUGGUUGCUGCAAGACAUGUAAAGAAGAUGGAAAGUCAUGUCAGAAAGUGACGGUGAGGAUGACAAUUAGAAAGAAUGACUGCCGUAGCAACAGACCAGUCAACAUAGUGUCAUGUGAUGGAAAGUGUCCGUCUGCAAGUAUUUACAACUACAACAUCAACACGUAUGCACGCUUUUGUAAGUGCUGUAGAGAGAUGGGGCUGCAGCGUCGUUCAGUUCAACUUUACUGUAGUGGAAACUCCACAUGGGUCAGUUACUCCAUACAGGAACCUACAGACUGUUCCUGCCAGUGGUCAUAAGCCUAUAAAAAAGUGGAAACCAUAAAAGAAAGUGUUACUUAAAUUUCAACUUGAAAGUUAACUUCACCAUGAGAUCUGAAGUUUAAAAUAGUGUUGUUUUCAUGAAACUUCUCACAUAAUAUCUCAGAGAAUGGUAGAAAUGUGGGUGGCUUAUUUGAAGUGUAAGAAAUGUGGAAGCACAUACUGUGUCAAUAAAAUGAUGCAGGAUUUAAACAACAAUCGUAUUUCUGUUCUGUAUAUAUGGAUUUAUACAAUUGAGCACACUGGAGUAAAAAAGAUUUACUAAUUGUAUUUAGAGGUUUUUCUGCAGGUAACAUGACUUCUUAAUGAUCUGAAUAUUAAGUGAUUUGAUAUGCUUUUUAACAAUUACACGUUUAUUGAGUAAUUGACUUUAAGCUGUAAUUUGAGCACUUUAUUUAUUUAUUACCAUAUAAGAACAACUUCUUUACUCAAGAUACAAGAUUUUAUACACAAACAGUACAGUAAGCGUAAAUUAAACGUGGCUUUGAUCUAUGAAGCACUUCAGCUGCAGCAAAAUUCUUAUUUUCAUGAUCUGGUGUAAAUUGAGAAGUUGAACACAUGUUUUAUACAGUAUACUUUACUGCACGAAUAAAAUCAACUGCUUUGAUUACUUUUGUGAGACAUUUAGUACUGACGUGAAACUGAAUAUGUGAAGUUCCUGUUUUUGUAUCCGUGUCCACAGUAUUGCAGUUUUGCAUCUACAAAAUGCAAAUGGACGGUCAUAAUGAAUACCUCUAUAUUUCAAUACAAUAUUUUGUGGAGUGGAGCCCAUAUUAGGUUCUUGGUUUAUAUAUUUUACCUGCUAAAGAACUGCAGAAUAUAUGAUAUGCUUAGUUUGGAUAUUUUAAUUGUGUACCAUACAAUAUGUUUAUUUACAUUUUCAAUAAAAAACCUUUAGAAAACAAAAAGUGUGGUGAAUUUAAAAAAAAGAAUAUAAAAUAAAAUAAUAUUUUCUCUAACUAUGCAAUGUACACUUACAAAAUUAUUUAGUUAAUUCCCACCAACAUUUAUUUUGUGGAACAAUUUUGCCUGCAGUACAAAUAAUUUCAGUGAGUGUACAGAAACUAAUAAUUUCAUAAUGGCAGUGUUGUGUGUACUUGCGUGGCAUCCUAAUAUUUAUUACAAAUUGGGGAAGAUGCACAUCAUGGCAGUAGUUGCCCUAUCUGAAUAACAGCUUUCUUCUCACCCAUAUUCUUUCAUAAUAAUCUGAAUGAUCAUAACAUUUAGAAAGAAUAACAUUACUGCACUAAUGCCGAGUUCAGACUGUAUGAUUUUCAAACUAGUCGGGUCACCUGUGGUUUCACACUGCGUGAUUAUCUGGGGAAGCGUUCAGUCGUUGCUGUUUCAGACUGCAUGAUGGAUUGGCGACAGGGGUUUUCAUACUGCAUGACUUUACCGUAAGAAUAAUCGCCGAUA
Messenger RNA from Paramisgurnus dabryanus, 10557 nucleotides. RefSeq names its product otogelin (gene otog). Gene Ontology annotation, molecular function: protein binding; alpha-L-arabinofuranosidase activity. Gene Ontology annotation, biological process: L-arabinose metabolic process. Lineage: Eukaryota; Metazoa; Chordata; Actinopteri; Cypriniformes; Cobitidae. Gene Ontology annotation, cellular component: extracellular matrix. The record is from RefSeq and is a predicted model, not a curated record.